Messenger RNA from Apiotrichum porosum, 642 nucleotides. RefSeq lists its product as uncharacterized. The transcript has 4 exons. Lineage: Eukaryota; Fungi; Basidiomycota; Tremellomycetes; Trichosporonales; Trichosporonaceae. The record is from RefSeq and is a predicted model, not a curated record. Bases 1 to 642 code for a protein of 213 amino acids.
AUGGAGAACAGUACAAAUACUCCACGGGUCGGCCAACAUGGUGGCACCCCUUUCUUUCCUUUGCCCCCUUUGCCAAAACCGCCAACAUUACCAUGGUCUUUUGCUUGGGUGACAGGUGGGGUGCAAACGCUGGGUCGCCGUGGCGUCCUCCAACUCGACCUCUUCCGAGCCCGCAGUCUCGCUGAGCUCGUCGUCUUCUUCCCCUUCCCCUUCCUUCCCCACGACGGCCAUGCCGGCCAUGCCACCGUCCGCAACCUCGACGUCGCCGUCGGCACUGCAACUGAGCGGCCUGUCAGUGUCCUCGUCGACCAGUUUAUACGGCAACAACACGUGUUCACCAAUGCAGCUGCAGGCGUCGCCCAUGAACAUGAUGAUGCCCGUCCAGCUCCCGAUCCCGACCUGCCGUCCUUUCCCCUCACUUUGCCCAUGACGUCGCCGUCGCACGGCAUGGGUGGCGCCGGACGCGCCCACAGCGUCGACAGCGACGGGUCCAGCAUCUCCAACAGCAGUUCCAACAGUUCCGACCACACACAUCCGUGUGGGAACGGUGGCGUCGGUGUCACUUCGGCGCUGGACGCGGCCGCCUUGAGUGUCGUCGCUCGCAAGCUGCGUGCGCUGGCAGUACCGCAAGGACGACGAUAG